Messenger RNA from Paramuricea clavata, 21672 nucleotides. The record is from the annotation of a GenBank genome assembly. Lineage: Eukaryota; Metazoa; Cnidaria; Anthozoa; Malacalcyonacea; Plexauridae.
UGACUUUUCAGUAUGCAACGGUUGAAAUUCAUCGCAUACCAUGUGUUCAUGUCAAUGUUGUUCCUGGUUUGUUCUUUAUGCCAGCAUUUUCCACAUUUUUCCCUAUGCUACCAUCUGACCUACCUACAAUAAUGGAAUGGCUUAGAACAAAGGUAAUGUUAUACGCAAGACAUUAUGCAUUUUAGGCGUAUUCACUUUUGAAAGAUGAUGGAUUCUCGUCUGAUAGGAAUACGAAUUUUCAACGGCUAUUUUUACUAUUUUGUUCUUGGUAAACAAAUAUUUCUGCGUGGAAUGCAUUUUGUGAAACAAGUACACCAAAAGAUGAAACUAAAAGGUUAUUUUCAGGGCGCUAAAAUAUAUAAUUAUUCAGCGCCACUGCAUGGUUCCUUUAUUCAUGAAUUGUUAAAAAUCACUGUUUUAGUUCUUGACCCACACUCCUAUACCAGCCUCGCUAUCGUCGGCCUCAACCUGGAUUUAUUAAAAUAUCAAGUUGAAAUAUAGCCUUGUUGUAGUUUGUAUAUUUUAAGUACUUUUAAUCGGGUCAUAUUUCUGACCCGGGGUCGGUUGUAUGAAACCACUUUUUAACUACAUUUUGUAGUUAAUUAGUAGUUAACUCUAAAGUGCGCGAUUUUGAUUGGUUAACUGGAUGUCGCGCUAACUGUAGUUACAUGUACCUUAAAUGACACCCUAGUAGACUCCACAUGCUAGCUGCAUAGCGUGUGGUGACCGUGGUACCAGAGUGUGAGAGGAAAUAGCCUGGGUAUGAGGUUGUGUGGGUCGUUGAUGUUUGUGCUAACUGCCAUAAUACGUAUGAAAAUAACUGAAUAGACAACUGUUUGUCUUAUAGUGUUUUAUAAAUUAAAAAGACUCGACAAAUCCUAGACGGAAACAAAUUGGAAAACGUUAAUCAUCAUUAGAACAGUUUCGCACGACAUGUUGUUUAGCAAUAUUUCUGAAAUCACACUAACCGUAUUUAGUAUAAUCGUAGUAGACUAGUAUACUAUUGCAAAUGCUGUAAUUUGAUUGGCUACUCUACUUUGCUAUCUAUUCCUCGAUAGAUAGCGAGUAGCAAAACAAUAAUUUUCUGGCGCAUUUUUUGAAAAAAUGGCUUCUAUUAUCAAAUUAUUGAAUUAUUUUGUGGAAUAUUGUAUGUUUGAUCUCUGAUUCUACUAAAACAAUUAGAUUACUCAUAGACCUCAUAGAAAUCUCGAGCUCGUAAUCUAAUUGUUAAUUAGAUCAAUAGACUAAUGGGGUUAAAUGUAUAUUUCGUUUCGAUCUGUGUUUACCUUACUUCAUUUUACAAACAUAUAAUUUAUUAUUUCCUGGUUAAUUAGGGAGACCAAAGAAAAUUUAAUUCUCUAUCUGAAGUUGAGAUACAACAUACGCCAAAAGUUUUUCAAGUUAAGCUCAAGGUGAGAGAGUUGAUGAUGAUGUCAAUUUCCACUUUAGAAACAACGUCUACUUAAACUUAGUCAUUUCAGGACUUUACCCGAUAAUAUGUCACGUCCUGCUUGAGUGAAACCUUGGUCGUCGUCGUCGUUGUUUGCUUGCUUGUUUCAAUAUAAAGCACUGCGAGCCUUGGCUUAGCCCAGGGCUAGGCUAACGGCUGUGUUGGGUCCAGAAUGUUUGGCGUAGGCUAUUGACCAAAGUUUGAUUACACUAUUAAAAUUUAGGCCAAACAAAGCUUCAGGCCAGGCUAAAACUCGCAGUGUAAUCACGGUUGAAUGUCACUGACAACAUCUGACGACCAUAUUCUGCCCCGUUGACCACCAUGUUUUCCAAAGUUACCCGUGAAGAAAGAACAUACGAUUCAGAAUAAUUUAUACGUCUUCAUGCGUCAAAAUGAUUAAGUCAAUUCUUUUUUAGCUUUUAGCGUCUGCAUUGAGUACCUUAUUUGAUGAAUUAGAACUCACUGAAGAUUGUUAUGCUGUUGGUCAUACUUCCAAGUUGCUUGCAGCGGAACUUGUUAACAUCUCUUCUGCGAAACUGAAAAAGGUGUUUUUUCUUGUAUACAGCUAUUUCAAUUUUGGUUGUCCGCGGGCAAAGCGGAAAAGUCGAAUACGAGCGUGAAAGGCUUGCUGGGAAUCGCUAAAAUAUUAAUGAAUUUUUUAGCGAUUCCCAGGCCAGCAAGCCUUUCGCGCUUGUAUUUUUCCGCUGUAUUCGCCGACAACCUUGAUUGAAAUAGCUGUAUACUGCAAAUGUAGUAUUGACUUCUCCACGCAUGCAGAAUUAUUAAAUGUUUUAUAAAUAAUGCUUUGUUAAAACAUUUAAGGUUACAGGACAGCCUUUUGGGCGUUUUGCGGAAAAUCGCUGCUGCGCGCUCAAUAUUAGUCCGAUUUUCACCAAAUUUUCAGUAAACAUGAAGCUCUGGGACGAUGUUCUGGCUGUGCAUGCAAAAUAUGGUAAAGUUGUAAAAUUAACAAACAAUAAAAUAAUGUAAGAAUGAUUCAGGAAAAUGUUAAAUCGCGGUACCUUUACGUUUUUGAGUUGUUUUCCUGCUGGUUUUAAGAUAUAUUUAUGAAAAUAUCAUUUUUAUACAGUAAAAUAGUUGUUUUAAAAAAUUGUGUUCGGAAAUUUUUGUUUAUUUCGUCAUUCCGCUGAUAUGGCGAUUUCUUUGACGACUGCAAUAUAUUUCUGAAUCGUUUGAGUGAAUUGCUCCUUAGGCCAAAAAAAUGUGGGUUUCCUAUUUCUUCUUGUAAAAACGUAGGUAUAGGGUAGGUUGGUUUUAACUUUUUUUUAAACUUUUUUAAAAAUUUCCUAACAAUCGGACGCCAUUUUGUUUAGUCAGUGCUUCCACAUCCAAAGAUAAAUUUCCGUAAUAUUACCUCAAAUUUCCAUUUUCCGCAAGCGUUUUCCUCUAAGUGGAAACACUUACAAGCAUGAUCCAAUAAAAAAGUUUAGGGUUGGGAUUUCGGCGUCCAAAAGCUAGGUAGGGUCGGGAAACCGGAAACCCACAUAUUUUUUUGGCCUUAUUAUUAAAAUAUCCAAAAUUAGAAAAAAGCCGAACACAAUUUUGAAACUGACGUCUUUUGCUAUGUACUGUGAGAAUUUGAGAAAUAUUCGUUAAAACCCGCAGGAGAACAACUCGUUUGAAAAUCAGUAAUUGCCGUAAAAUUCUUCGGGAGAAAAUUCUAUUUGAAUAUUACAUUUUCAAUGUUUUUCUUAUUGCAGCGAAAGGUAUUUUAUUUAAUAACUCUGCGAGUUUUCAACAUUUUUCGUUCAAACUUGGUCAGAUAGUAGAACUAGUCUAAUGCUUUCAUGGAAACCAAUAAAAAAUUUUAGGCAAAAUUAACACUCAAAGGUGUUCUGUAACCUUAUUCUGAUGACUGCAUGGGGUUUCCGAUAGUCGCAAAAGCUGCGGUCUAAGGCCCUAAGGGUAAUGAUUGAAAGUGAUUGACUAGAGAGAGUCCCAAAUUUAAAAAUCAGAGUUAAGGUUAGGUACACGCCUGGGGUUGGGGUAACGUUUGGGAUUGUUGCGAGUGCCUUGUUGAUUGUUUCGCGCUUUAACUUCAAAAUGUUCGUUUAAUCUUGAACACCAGCAGCCAUCUCAAUCAAUGGCGAAGCCAGCCAAGUGACUUGGUCAUGCUAAAUGUUUUCGCGAGCCAUCUAGGGGGUUCGGGGGCAUGAACCCACCCACCCACCCGGAAAAUGUUGAAAAUUAGAACCCGGGAAAGCCAUUUCCUGCGAUUUGGGCAUUGAAUUCUGCGCUCCAGUUUGAUCUCAAGAUGUUUACUAUGAAAAGAUAGCGAUUUUUAUGGCGAAUUCAAUUUCCCAUCUACCGUGUGCAGAAAUUUCUGUAGUAGGAUAAUAAGUGUUUUCUGAAAAUUCCCGUAUAAGACUCGAGUUUUGGGAAUAUUGAAGGGCGAUUUGUGAAUGUAAAGGCGAAACAAAGAUGUCUUAUAUAUAAUUUAAAGUAGACUUUCAAAAUUUCAAUUGCCUCUGUAGCUCAGUUGGUUAGAAACCACUGACAGCUCAUUUACCUCUGUAGCUAAUUUGGUUAGAGCGCUGCUCUGGAAUCGCAGAUUCUGUUCUUUAUUAGGUCUAAUAAAUGUAUAUAAAUUUCCACUCGAUAAUUUCCGUCUACAAUACCCUUCAACUAAUAUUCAGUCGAGUGAGAUGCCGACAAAAUCUUGAUAUAUAUUUUUUAUAUCCUUUAAUCAUUGGCAGAUCUUUAUCUAAUAUAAUGUACUGUAGUUAGCUAACAGUAUUUACAAUGUAAUUAAAAUAUUAUUUAUCAUUUCAUUUUUCUGUAGAAUGUUGGAAGUCCGUGUACGGUAGUUUUUAUUGAUCGAACAUUAGAUAUGGUUCAAGCAUCAUCCACGUCUAGCAGUAACUUGGCUGAUAAGAUAUUUCAAUUACUGCCGAAACUUCCUGGACAUAACCUUGAUGUAGUGGUUGAUAUGACAAGGCUUAUUUCAUCAACAACGUAAGGUUUUUAAAUGCUUUUAAUUGAAAAUAAAAAGAUUUAUUUUAACUUUAAGGAGCGGAUUGAUAGAGAUUCAACUACCUGAAAAUAUAAGCAGAACUUCGACGUUUCGAGCGAAGGUCCUUCGUCGAGAAGUUAGUAUAGAGAGUUUGGCAACCUACAAUCCUGGACAAAACAUCUGCGACACUUCCAGUUAUACUUGACAAAAUAUCGUAAUAUUAUCGUAAAUUUAGAAAACCUACCCCUUUCCCCCACCAGUUCAAUGUUGAUUGGAUUCGUAGAAUACGGAUGGAACGUCCAACAUUGUUUUGGGGGGUGGAGGGGGGCGAACGAGUAAAUUAUUCCGGUCUAACUGGUAAAAAAAGCCACAAAGGAAUGUUUUAAUAGAGUGUCGCAGAUGGUUUUGUCCAGGAUUGUAGAACGGCAACGGCAACGGGGAAAAUAUAAUUGCUUAUAAGUUAUGUCGUUGUAUUUGAGCCAAAGUAUACGUUACUACACUUAAUUUGCCUCUUUAAGUAUUCCUGUUUCUUUCAAACGUACCCUUAAGCCUGGCGCACACGAUGCGAUUUUAGUCGGCCGAUAAAAAUCGUUUGACAUACCGAUAUACAUCGGUAUACUCCGCACACGAUUACGAAAACAAUACGCUCCCUGAACUGUAGCCGCCAUGUUGCCAAAUAAAUACAAGCACGUGAUCACAGCAUGAAAUCUGAUUGGUUAUACUUAAAAUUCCACCGAUAAAAAUCGUAUAAUAUCAAAACGUUUUGAUGUUGUCAAUGACACCGCACACACAACGAUUUUGUUAGUUUUAGUCAAACGAUUUUUAUCGGCCGACUAAAAUCGCAUCGUGUGCGCCAGGCUUUAAGUAAAAAUAGUCCGCGAAUUCAAAUAAAACACCUCAAAAUGCUCAAAUAACAUCGAACGAAUUAACUGUUGCCGUAGUCAAGCACCGUGAAAAUGAUGCAAAUCACGUACUAGUUUCAACAACUACGGCAUUGCACAACGCUUAAGACCAUGUAAUUUAAGCCUAGUUUCCAUUUGGUCGUUAGCUGUCGCUCGCACGACAAGUGGCUGAUGUAAUAGAGUGUCAACAAAACUUUAUAAAACUCUGCAAUCAUUAAGACUGAUUUGCAUGUAACACACAAAAAGACUAUUGAUAUUAGACUAUUUCACAUAUACCGCUUGUCGUGCCAGCGACAACUAACGACCAAAUGGAAACUAGGCUUUACAUUCGCCUUUGUCUUUGAGCUUGAGGAUUAAUGCUAUUGUUGAUGACCAUAUUGCCGUUGCCGUUGCCCUUGUAUUUGCCAAACUCUCUAGUAGCGGGGAUCGGGAAAGUUGCUUGAGCUUUUAUACUACACACGUAAAAACGCACAAGUUGUAACAAACCUGCAGCAGAUUUGUAGCAAUGCUGUUCCAACAACUUGUCAUCAGGAUGUGUCCGCACUGCAUGCUUGUUCCCAGCUUGUUGACAAGUUGUCAACGGCUUGUUGACAACUUGCUACAAGGUUGUUAAGUUCAACAAACUUGUUACAGUUGUUCCUACAACUGGUUAUCGUCCUGCAAUUGAACAAUUUGUCAACAAGUUGUGAGUGUCUGACAAGCUUGCAGCAACAUGAUGAAAUAACAGCUGACAUGUUGACAUGAAUGUUGACAAGCUUGCUACAAGCCUGUUGCGAACACAUCUUGUUGACAAGUUAUGAGAUUUUUACUACGUGUGUAGUGAAUAUUAAAGCGAUCACGUGACAAAAAAUAAACCAAUCUGAUCGAUUUAGUCAAAACAAAGUGUACACAAAAAAUAUAAAUUCACAUUACAGUAUAUAUUAAUACAAUAUUUUUGGAAACUACAACAAAUUAAAGUAAUAUAUGAAAAAAUAUGGAAAGUAAAGGUGAAAAUUUAGCUAUAACUGCUUUGGGCAGGCAAAGACAGAUUGAGGUAAACAUACGAAAAAGGUUUAUUGUAAAAAUACCAUAGGGGUGGACAGUGCCAAGUUUGGAAAUGAAGCGCAUUUCAUGUCUUUUGCGGUUAUCAUUGCUGACAGAGGGCUCUAAUUUUCAUAUCUGAAACGCUGUGAUGGUCACUAAAAUGUCUGGCAACAGCCUGGCUAGCAUCAUUGCCAGUGACAGCAUGCCGAUGCUAAAACCAUCGGAUUGUUUUAUUUUUGUCACGUGAUCGCUUUUAUAUGCACUAAUAUAAAAGCUCAUGUAGUUUUCACAACCCUCGCUACUAGCGAGCUUAAGCAUGCAGGACGGCAAUGCGGCGACGACCAUAGAUAUAGGAGAUCUAGAUUGCUAACGCAUACCUAGCGCAGGCGGGGCCUAUACAUGAUAAAUCCAAGAUGGCGGUACAAGAGGGCAAAAAGACUGUAGAUUCUACUACGAAAAUCAAGAUUUUUGCAUUUUUUGCCGUCGCAUUGUUUUGAAACUUAUUCGGUCAAAUUUUAUGGUAAAGAGAAACGUACCGCGAAGAUUUUGAGCAUAUUUAUGAUUGAAUUGGAUGAAAACUCGCAAAAUUAUCCAGCGAUAAAAGUUCGUGUGAAAUGGUCAGUUGGUCAGUUGGAGCGUUUUAUUGCCAGAAAUACUGUGCUAUGUUAACAUCUAGUCUUGUGAAUGGUGUUUUAUACUUGCAUCUUUCAUCAUCAUCUGCUCUGUCCUCAUAAUUAUGAAAAAUGAACUGUUAUGUACCCCCCCCCCCCCUUGCUUGUUAGAGAAGUAAACUGAUGAGAGCACUGGAUAAGGGUCUAUCAUCUAUGGUCUGUUAUAAUUUGCUUUCUAUGCAAAUAGUGAGCAAAAAUUAAAGCAAAACUGUACAAGUUACAUAUAUAGUACUAUAUCAGUACUAUACACGAACUUUUAUCGCUGGAUAAUUUUGCGAGUUUUCAUCCAAUUCAAUCAUAAAUAUGCUCAAAAUCUUCGCGGUAAGUUUCUCUUUACCAUAAAAUUUGACCGAAUAAGUUUCAAAACAAUGCGACGGCAAAAAAUGCAAAAAUCUUGAUUUUCGUAAUAGAAUCUAUAGUCUUUUUGCCCUCUUGUACCGCCAUCUUGGAUUUAUCAUGUAGGCCCCGCCUGCGCUAGGUAUGCGUUAGCAAUCUAGAUCUCCUAUAUGUAUGGCGACGACGGCCAAAACAAAUUCCUUCAAAUAAAUUAUAGUAAAGAAAACUUGUCGUAUAUUUUAAUUCGUAUGAAUUUAAUACAGUAUAAGAAGUUGAAAACAUUGGCUUUAUGUUUGGGAAGAGUUCUACUGAACCGAAUUUCAAGUUGCACUUGUGACGGCUUGAAAUGCAGGCGUUGUAUAAAAGACGUGAAAAUCUGUGAUUUGCCGUUGUAAACAGAGCGACGACUAGGCUAUAUAUACGUUUGAAACUCCCCUGGGACUUUAAUUAUUUACAUCUUUUCAUUGACUCAUUGUAUUGGUUACCGUCGCUGUCGUGUUGCCGUCCUACAUGCUUAAGCUCCCUACUAUAAGGGAGUGUUCAUUAUUUAUACCCGGGGUUGGUACCGAAGAGAAACUAAUCGAAAAUAAAAGAGAAAAAACAACCACCCACCCUUUCGGUCAACCAUUUUUUUCCCUACCCAACUAUUGCAUGACUUGGAUUUUUAUUUUACCCAACCCAAUUUCAAAAUUAUACAAGUAUUUUACAUAUAUAGGCUACAUAUAUAUUAUUAUACAAGCUAGGCCACUAUAGUAUAAACAGUACUAUGCAUAUUUGAUGCACUAACUGAACGGUCAAAUAUAAUCAUUUGUACCUUCACAAGUUCAUAUUAUGUUCCCAAGCCUCCAGGUUCCUGCAGUCCUACCAUAUCUCGUUGUUGUAAUCAGAAGGGGAUGGGAAGUUGGACUUUAGUUUUCUUUGUGGGGAAUGAAUGGAUAUUUCCUGGAAUGACCUAUUUUGUUAAAUAUAGGAUUUUCAUAUUUUGUUCAAUUCAAGGUUUGUAUUGAAAAUAAUUUACCCAACCAUAGGCUUUGUUCAAAAAAUAUUUACCCAACCCUUCAUACCCCAGAAAAAUGGCUUACCCAACCAUUUCUCUUCGGUACCAACCCCGGGUAUAAAUAAUGAACACUCCCUAACUUCCCGACGAAGGGCCUUUGCUCGAAACGUUGUAGUUCUGCUUAUGUUUUUCAGGUAGUUGUAUCCCUCUCAAUCCACAGCUGUCCUGUUAUCGUCACUUCCUACACUGACACAGACCGUUCCAGAUUAUUUUUACUUAUUAUAAUUGUAUUCAUUAUUGUAUAUCGUUCAUGGUUAUGGAAAGCAAGCAGGUGCGGUGGCAACAGCGUCGUGAUUUAAAUAGUAUUUUGCGUGCAUUGCUACUUGGCAUGAUAAAUUCUAGGCCUGGUCUCGUUUGCGUUUCGCCACUUUUGGCACCUUCUUCACUGAUCUUCUUGUAUAAUGUAAUUGUAUUAUGUAAAUAUUAAUUGUUUAGUUUUUUAUGUGUCAAAUUAAAGUUGUUAAAUUUAAAUUAUUUUAUUUGAUCUGAUUUGGUGAGAGGAAUACGAAUAAUAUGAUUACCGUUCCUAAUUUUACAUUUCCCUCUUCCAUUGUUAAGUUGUAAGAAUAACGUACUAGUUCCAGGAUCAUUGGCUCACAGUCCUUCACAUAAAGAAGCUCAAAGUUUAUUAUCGUUCAUGGUUAUGGAAAGCAAGCAGGUGCGGUAGCAUACAGCUUCGUGAUUUAAAUAGUAUUUUGAUCAAACGAAUCAACGAUUGCUGAAUUGACUUAAUAUAGUCAUCUCUAAUACAGUCAUCUCUCUAAUACAGACAUUUCUCUCUCUAAUACGGAUACCUUUCUAAUACGGACAUCUCUCUAAUAUACAGACACCUUUCUAAUACGGACAUCUCUCUAAUACAGACACAUCUCUAAUACGGACAGCUCUCUAAUACAGAUAUCUCUCCAAUACGGACAUCUCUCUAAUACGGACACCUGUUAAUACAGUCACCUCUCUAAUACGAACACCUUUCUAAUACGGACAUCUCUCUAAUACAUGCAGACACGUCUCUAAUACGGACAGCUCUCUUUAGCUAUAUAAAACUGACAGCUUUUUUUUAAAGAAAGUUCAUUUGUUAAUGCAAGCGACGGUUUUACUGUUUCUUUCUUUAUUGUUUUCAGGACAGCUUAACAAAAAUUUACAUGAAAUUAGUCAAGAUUUUAAAAGAAGAAUCCAUCUCUGUUCCGGAAGAUACUAACGUCGGAAAAGUGACUACAGACAAAUUAUCAUUAUUGAUUAAUUAUUUUAGGUACUGCAUAUUAAUACUGUAAAUCUUUAUUAUCAGAAAACUCUCGUAUUACUUGCGAUUUUGUAACAAUUGCUUUAGACAAGUAUAUAGGUUCUACAUUACAUUACAUUACAUUACAUUACAUUACAUUACAUUACAUUACAUUACAGUACGUGUAUCAUUACAAAUACAUAAUAUUGUUUUUGUAUACUGUAACCCCAUCUCUGAGAAUUCUCGUAUUUCAUUUAAGAUGAAGAAAUUUAUUAAGCCCCUCCCUCUAUUAAGCCUUCCCUCUGUAUUAACCCCUCCUCCCCUCGCCUUUACCACAGAGACACACACGUGUAUACUGAUUAAUUCACAUUCCCUACAUUUCCCUCAUACUGCGUUUUACCAAAAGAAUGGCUUUGGCUAAACAAACAUUCCCCCUCCAAUAAGUCCCCUUCCUCAAAUAUACUUUAAAUAAAUAAGACGGGCGGAGGGGUUAAUAGAAGAUUUACGUGUGAUUACAUCUUUAUCACUUACAGUAUUAGUAAAAUUUAAAAUUUAUGUAAAGCUGAUAUUAUUUCAGGAACAACAUGGAAAUAUUUUUGAAGCAUUCAGCUGUGUUACAAGUGGCUAUGGCGGUUGUCAAUACUGCAGAACAUGAAGAUAAUUCAUGUCUUGAAGAGAUUCAAAGCACAGAGAAAGUAUGUUGAUAGUUUUAUUCAAUAAUAUUCAUGUAUAACAAGGUUUCACCAAGUGAGACAAUGUAUCUUUGUACAAUGCAGCUUUGUACCGUUGUGCCGCGUUAUUGCACCUCGCGCGCGCUCGAUCCCUCAGACUCUUGAGAGACGGACUUUGAUCCAAGUCUACACAUGUGACAAAGACUAAACUGGGAAAUUUAUGAAACUUAUAGAGUCUUGAAUCGAAUUUCCACGAGUGGAAACACGAUGACAGCCUCGAGUUCGAGCUAUUGAUUUUUGUGCAUUAGAGCAGAUUCAGGAAGUGUUAUUGGAGUAACUAAAUAAGUAAAUUAUUCAUUCAUUUUAGUCGUAUAAUUAUGCACUGGCCCUGUAUUUGGCGGAAAAUUCAUAUAAUGGAAAUAUUUGCUGGCUUUCAUCUUUUAAAGUUCUUUACUUAAAGUGCACCAUAUGGGACACUCAACAUGCAAAACCCGCCAAUUUAUUACCUAUAUGAUGCAAAAUAUCCUUUUAAUUUAAAAAUUAUGUAUUCCAUGGCACUAAAUUUAUUCCAUGGCACUAAAUUGUCCGUAUUUUAGGUACUGACGCCUUUUCGUCUAAAUUUUUCAAUCAAUCAAUCAUGUAAUCGUUGUAUAUAAUCUCACUGGUUGGUGUGCUAUCACACAGGUAUUACAGCUGAGUCUGAAUGAAGAGGAUUCACCAAGUUGUCUGUCACAUAUGCUGAUGUUGUUGAAAAACGUCAGAGAAGGAAUCAGGUACGAUGAAUUCCAUAAAUUCCAUAAUUAGAGAGUUUCAGCAAGCGACACAGACAUCAUGAACGGUAGUUAAUAGAGAGCUCAAGCAAGCGACGUUUUUGGCAACACAGACGUUAAGCGUACAUAAUUUAAUUGUUAGUUAUGGCGUCAGAACGUCAGCAGUUCGUGUUUGAAAUCAGGAACGCCAGUUAAUGCAGUUCAGUAAACUCUAUACAAACUGGAACGAUAACUCCGGCUUUGUUUUUGAAGUGGGGCGGAAAUUAAAGCCGUCUUGUAAGUUAUGCCCUAUAGGCCCCUAUAUACGCGGAAAUUCACUGGCAUCAUUUCAUGUAGAAAUUUCAUACUUUUUCAGCCGACUAUUUUCAUGGUCUUAAGAAACUGGAGGAAGUGGUCUUUCAGAAUAAGGAAAUUUUAGAAACAUUUCAUCGUAAAAAGAAAAGUUAUUUGACGAGUGAAAAACAAGACUAUCUAUGAGGGAAUUGAACUAUAAACACAGAAUAAUAUGGACUGCAGUUACAUCAACCAUACCUUUCUAUUUAGUUUUUAGCUUUUAAGUAGAGUGAUUUACCACUAUAAUAAAAUGUACGUGCAAAAGUUGAAAAAUGUCGAUAUAGGAAAAUACACUGUAUACACGCGUGUUUUAUACCCACAAGAGAUCGCUCUAUAGGCCGCCAUGUUCGCUUCACCCAAUCAUAGAGCUUUUUAUCUGGAGUUAUCGUUCCAGUAUUAGUGAGAUUAUAAGCAAGCAACGUUUUUAUCAAUACGGACGUCACCCAAAAAUUAGUAUCACUAAUAUAGGAGGCAUUUUGCAUCAUAGCGCUCAUGUAAAAGCUAUCAAAAUCUUAUGUUUUGUCGUAUGUGUUGAUGAUUACCACAAAUUGACACAAACACAGUUGAUACAAUCACAGAGUAGAUAAGACAUACAGAGACGUAACUGACCGUUGUAAACACUGCGGAAGAUUACGUUUUCAUGUACCCACUUUUUUUCAGGCGACCGGGCGAAAAAUGAUCAACUGCGCGUGCUCAGCAAGUUUAAAGUGAGUCGUCAUCAGGAUCGUCAUCCAAUCAGAUGCAUGCAUCUAGUAACUUGCCGAGCAUGCGCACAAAAAAAGUGGGUACACUAGUUACGUCUCUGUAUGUCUCUACUCUGUGAUACAAUCACGUGCGUCAUUUCAAACAAGAGCGGCUGUCGCCAUCUGUAAAACUUGAUUACUUCCAGGCCCUUCCAGUUGGCGCUCGGGAAUCAAACCUUUUUUGCUUUGUCUCUCUAUAGUAUUAAAGGCUCCCGAACGUUGCAUGCGUUAUAUUUAUGACACUUAUGGCCAAUAAUUCAAAUAAAGGCCAACAAGCGCUGUUAUAUACCACGUGUCUUACAAAGCUUUAUGACUUGAAUUUCAUUUCUCUAAGAAAUUCCAAAGAUCUGAUUUACCACAAUUUCUAUUAACUGUGGAUUUACAAAUCUUGAUAAGAGUGGACAAUCCUGUUCACCAUUAGCCUGCGUAGCAGGCGUUUAGUGCGGGCGGCAGAAGAGGCCCUCUCUUCUCCCGCCCGCACUAUACACCUGCUACGCAGGCUAGUUCACCAUGGGACAUACUGUAAGGAUUCCUUUGAACAAAACUCCUUCCAAUCAUCGACAUUUAUUGUAAGGAUUUGCAGUAACUAGAUUUUGUCUAUGUAGUGUACACAUACAAUACUUUUGUACGAGGUUAACUAUAUUUAAUUCAGUAAAUGACAAAUGAAACUUGGGAGUUCAGCGAUUUACAGUAAACCACGGUGUAUACUAUAGUUUUCGGGAGCAUGCUACUAAUAAAAAAUAACCAGAGAAUUGGCCCACUCACUUGCAUAACGAAGGGCUUUCGCUAAUUCUCUGCUUGUCUAUCAGGCAGAUGACUUUUAACAGCAAGGGUUUCCCUUUGUUUGGUGUGAACGGGUAUUGGUUUUAUUUCUUAGCGUGCAACAGUUCAUUUUUCCACUUGUUCUCUCUAGCGUUUUGAAUUAAAUGCAGAUGUAUUUUGUUCUCUGUAGGUCGUACUGUCUUGAAGAUAUAUUAUUGUUGUUGGUCUAUGUCUAUUCGUUGGUGGGAGAUGAAAGCUCAGAUUCACUGGAAGAAGAAAGCAAUCUUCAGGUUUUUAUUGCAAAUAUUUCCCUGCUGUGGUUUAAUUAAGUAGACGAAUGUAUAAUCUCUGAACAAAUUAUGUUCUGCACGAUCCAACAUUUCGUUGCUCCACGUACAGGCGUGCGAGGUAGGGGGGGGGGGUGGCAGCUGUCCCCAGAGAAUUAAAAGAUCGAUAAGGUGGGCAAAUUUUCAAGGUAAGUUAGGCAAAUUUUCAACGUAGGUUCGCCAAAAAAAAACGGAGGAGAGGAAUUGGAAAGCACGAAAUAUGUAGGAUAAUAGUCAUAUAAUCAAUAGUCAUAGAUAAUAAUUUGAUUGGUCGGGAAAUAUGCACCAAGGUCGGCAAAAAACGGAGUAUAAUGAAAUUGAAUAUACUAUCAUGCCCUAUGUAUAUAAUUAACAAUAGAGAGUUUAAGAUCUACGACGUGGCAAACUCGACGACGCGUGAACGCGUCUCAAUUUCAGCUCACGAAUGAGCGCUAUAAGUACUUUGAUUACUGUAAUAAAUGCUUGAAGCUUUUUAGAAUAACGUUACAAACAGCUAAGUUCAGGAGAAACGAUGUGGUUGCUAUAAGGCGGACUUUAUGUGACACAUCUAACGUCGUAAGAAGCUUUCACGUUGCUGCAAAGAUGUGAUAAUGCUUAUAGUUUAACGUUGUAUUCAGAAUAACAACGUUGAGGAUACCCCUGGGACCACAAAUUAUUCAAACCUUUUAUUUUGCAUGAAGAAUUUCUUUGUUUCGAAGGCGCGUCGUUGAGUUACCUCGUCGUAGAUCUUAAACUCUCUAAUUAUUCACCGAGGUGGAAGGUGAAUAGUGCAAGCAUAUACCUUAAAUUCACAGCGAGACGCGAAGUUAUUAGCAUAUACCAUAUCAAAAUGACGAAAAAACAAUGAAAAUAAACAAUUCGUAUAUUACAGCUCCCGAAUAGAGUAGUUACUGUAUAAACAAAACAGUAUCUAAAAGCAAUUUUAUUAAUUAGAAAUAGUUUUAAACAAAAGUUUGUCGCCUUCUUUUUGUUUGACGGAACCGCAAUUCCGUUCAGUAAAAAAAUCUGCUCGUCUGUAACCAGAACAAAACAUUUCAUUUUGGUCCCGAUGUGACUAGUGCAAUUAAGGAUAUUCGUAGCUGAACAACCAAUCAAGUUGCGUGAAAACAACUAUCCACCUCCUGAGUGUAUGCUAAUACGUCAACUGUACAUAUAAAUUUUUACUACAUGCAGGAUACCAUUAUUCAAGAUAUUUUAUCUGAGAAAUUGACAGUUAAAACAAAAUUCAUAAUUGGUAAGUUGUACUGUGUGCAUUUAUGUUCAUGCUAUUUGUUUUUACCACCAUUCAGGCUUUGAAAAAUUUUAUAUUAAACUUUUUGUGUGUGUUGGUGUUAUGUACUCAGGUGAAUAUGAUGUUUGUGAUGUUACUCUGAGUGUGCAUCUACACCGGGCAAGCUGAAAAGUUUGCUUGGCCACGGUGGUCGCAGGUUCGAUUCCCACCGUGGUCAGACAAACUUUUCAGCUUGCCCAGUGUGGAUGCACACUCAGAGUAUAUAACACCACAAACAUCAAAUUUUAUACUGCUAGCAGUUCGAACAGUUUUUACCAGAGAUUAAUACAACAAUAUGUCUAGACAAAAUUUAGUAAUUUUAUUCUUUUGUUAUAGAUGUGAAGCAAGAUAGUGAAAAAGUAGUAAGAAAUAAAAUUGUUGGAUGCUUUCAAAGGCUUUCAGGAUUAAAACAUUUACGAGAUGAUUUUACAUCGUUCAGGUAGAGUAUAGGGACUUUGUGGAAUGCUAAGUGAAAACAAUUAGAAGCUAGGAGGCAUGGAAUACAAAACAAUGUCAAUUUUUGGUGUUACUAUACUAAAACGGUGUAAUAUAACGGUAUUAGCUGCGAACUAAACUAAGGAAGUCAAGGAACUUUUCAGUUUGACUCGUGUGGAGAUACUCAGAUCGAGUAACAACAAUAAAAUAAGGAAUGUUUAUCAUGGUAUUAUGCUUGCCCCGGGCAAGUUAAAAUUUGCCAGAGAAGUACAGGUAGAUUUGCCAGAAAGACCCCUAUCUUAAAGUUACAUCAUUGUCUCUUACGUAACUCAUCAGUAUAACACUUGAUAUUUUUUACUACAGAGAGUUGUUUAGGAACACAUCAUCUCUUCACAAUCUACGUUCGUACGAACCUAUCCUUAAACAGGUAAAAACUGCACUUUAUUAAAUAUUCUUGGUUGUAGUCAACAUAGGCCUAUAAGAUCACUGUAUAUAUAUAUAUGUCAAACAUGGGAGUUCAACUGUAAAUAUCAGGACUUUUGGCAUCUCACUUGAUUGAACUAAUGUUGAAGCAUUUUGUGAUGGCAAUUUCGAGUGUAAAUUUUAUACAUUUCUUUAGACCAUUUAGGUCUUAUAAAUGUAUAAAAUUUUCACUCGAAAUUUCCAUUAAUUGUAAGCUGCUGUGAUGUUUACCUGUCUGAAGGCGGAUAGUGAUUUUUUCAAUAUCUCGUAAAGAUUUUUUGAAGCGCUAUUAAACUACUGUAUGGAUAUCGGGAUAUGGACCUCACAUGCAAUUAAUAAAAGAAGCUUUAAAUUAUACUUUAAAUAUCGCCUCAUAUUUCUCGUAUAAUUAAUAUUACACUUCAGGCUGCAAGCGGCCCUUGUUUAAUCUACAAUUAUAUUACACUGCAGGCCGAUAGGGCCAGUGUCUUAAAAUGGGCCCGUUUCUGUCUUCGUCGUUUUUUUUGGUUGUCGCAAACGCGACAUACCAUCGAGGCACCUCAGGCUCAGGUACAGUACUACAGUGACCUGUGCAGUUCAGUUUCAAAAUGGCGCCCUUGGAGAAUGGGAGAAUGUUUCAAACAAUUUCGUUAAAAUUGUCAACGAAUUCGAAUUCAACCUGUAUUCUAUGGAUUUUGCAUUGUGUCGAGCUCUGGACCGACUGGAUUUCUUGCGAGUUUAAUUAAUGCCUUUUUCCUUGUGCACGACUCUGAAAAUACUAAAUUUGGAUCGUUGAAUUCUCACGAAAUCGUGAAUCAUAAUAUACUGAAUAUAAACGAGCCAAGGACAAGUUCAAGGUAAAAGGUCGUACUUUUAAUAGAUAACUACUUUUAUUGUUAGGUUUUGAUAUAGGUAAUGAGAACAAUACUGGUGUUAAGUUCUUUGUAUGUUUGCAUGGUGAUAAAAUAUAAUAGGUUUUGUUUGUGGUGUUAUACUGGUGUUAUAUCAAUAAAACGUAUGAAACAACAGUCUCAAUAGGCCUACUAGUUAGCUGUGGGAACGUGAAAACUGUAGAGUGUAGUACGGAGAUGCGACCAAUAAUUGCGGGAACCACUGAACAUUUUCAUGAAAUACACAACAACGGUAACUCCGAAUAAAGACAACAUUUUUUAUUCCACAUUUCGACUUUAUUUAGUCAUCAUCAGGAAUGGAUGUUACAUAGUAAUGCCAAUAUAUACAGAAUUCAUAGACAAAAACGGCGUUCACUUUUUGGAUAUCAAACUCACAUCUGACGCCUGACGGUACCACAACUUUUCGUAAAAACACUCGCACAGGCCAGUAUGUACAUUUUUCUAGCUUUACUCCUUGGUCUUAUAAAAUUGCAUGGGUCAGGUCACUUGUGAGCAAAUUUGUAGCGACAGUACUUUACUUUCAGCGGAGAUAAACACCAUCCUCAAAUUCAUGUCUUGGAACGUGUUUUUAAAACGCAUUUCUACUAAACUUAUAAAGCAAAUGACCCCAAACUCGGACCAAACUCAGACUAACCCUAUGACAACAAUGACAACAAACAACUGCCUAAGAUUUUCAUGCGACUCCCAUACAUAGGUAAACGUGGUACAGACCUAAUACGAAACUUCUGAACUAAGAUGUUAGGACUUUUAGACACUCCUUGUAACAUAAUCAUUUACUGGGACACAAUGACAACAAGCUGCUUUGUUUCGUUGUUGUUGUGUGGAGUGUAAUGUGAAAUAUGGUUGCUUUCCAUUCAAUGGCCUGACCGGUCAGAUCCGAAUUUUUAUCUCUGUAUCAAUGGAAAGAUUUGGUCUAUCUUUCUCAAAUAUUUAGCGAAAAUGAACCUCAUUCUAAUGUUAUCUAAAUUUUCCGGUCAGAUAGGUCCGAAGCCCAAACGUUUUGUGUUCCAUCCAAUAAUUUGAUCGUUCUGACCGAUCUGGCCGUGUUAAUGGAAAGCGCCCUAUGAUAUUGUAAUGGCCUUGCAUGUGUUUUGGUCAAAAGCUGCCAAAUUUAUGCCAUUUGUGAUAAAAAUAAGUAAAAUUCUUAUAUAAGUGCGUGAAAAGGUGUAGGCUAAGGAAGUAUAAGUUGUCAACCGUGGACAGUGUGACCCCGGAGCAGGCGUCUUGUUCUAAAGUUUAGGACAGCCACGCAAAGACAAUGUUUGCUGCACCUGCAAUCGUGGACAAAAGUGUUGAUAAAAUCGAUCGACAUUUUAGGAAAAUACAAUCAAAUAACUUCAUUAGGUCUCCCCCCACUCCUCCACUCAAUGUUGCCAAGAUUUUCCUCUCAUUUUAAACGUAGUUCAACAACAUUGUGUUGGGGGAAGGGGGGGGGGGAUAUUUUAGACAACCUACAGGAAUUAAACUACAAUUUAAACUCUCACAGAGGCAAAUUAAAAUUUUAUUAACAAGUUAUGUCCGCGAUUGUCUGAGCACGGAUCUUAAACUAGUAAGUGUUUUUUGGCCUAUAUUUGCUACUUAUUGCCUGAAUAUCUCUACCGAGCAUUAGAUUGUUUUAGGUUAAACGACGUUUCAUAGAUUUAAAAUGGGUUGCUCUCUGGUAUAUUCCCGUAGGGUUAGAUAAACAGAUGAUACGCGAUAUUGAUUGUCGCAAUCACUUCGCGCUAGUAGCGAUUGUAGUAUAAUGUAAAUGAUGCGCACUAAGACUUGUGCCAUUGACGUACAGGGUCCACGGCAAUCGCACAUUUUUUGUGUUUUGGACCGUAUUUAAUGGUAACUUUAUAUUAGCGACGACUUUCAGCGUAAUUUACCGAUAAACUGACAUAGAAGUCCAAAACCGCUGGUAAUUUGCAGUGUAUAGGUCAUAUUAAUAUUUUGUCGUAAUUCCGUUGCCUUUUUGUACUGCGUUGUAUACUAAACUUCUAAGGUGAGUUUGUAAGAUUAAAAUAUGCAAAAUAAACAUUUUCAAUCUAGUAGCAGAUUAUUAGCUUGAAUAGCGUAACGUAAAUGACUGUGUAGUAAAAUAUAAGCAGGAACGCUUGAAUGUAAUUUGCUUAUGCCUCAGUAAUUAACAAUGCAACGCUUAACCAGACGGUUAACCAUGGCUAUAAAUGUCAGAAAUUAUUCCAGGCAGUGCUUUGGGACGAUAAAUUUUGUAGUUUUUCUAUUUAUUACACAUGAAUGAACUUCCUUUUAAAUGUUUACAUCGUAAUUAUGGUUACCAUUUGCUUAUUUGGGCUUUUAAGCACGGUUCACCAUAAUAUUGAUAAAUAUUUGAUUGUCUUUAAUAGCUUUUGAAACAAGCGGUUAACCGUUGCAAAAUAUCGAAUUUCUGCACAAUUCGCAGUUGUGAUAACUCGAUCUUCUCUGAUACAAUCCUGCAUUUUCUGGAAAUGUCAAAAAUGCUACAAUGACUACACAAGUAUGCCAGCAAACAUAACAUUUCUCAUUAUUGUCGGUGGUUAACCGUCACGGUUAACCAUGGUUAACCGUUCCGCGUGACGUGAAACCAGAGGUAGAUAUUCGCCCCAAAGCACGAUAUAAGGUUAUUUAAUACGAACUAUACAGUUAGCAAGAGCAGAAGAUGCACAAUUAAUUUGUCUAGUGCAUUUUUUCACUCUAAGUGAACUCUAAGUUUAUGUACUGCACAUGCAUGUUGGUUGCAUCAAAAGCACUUGCAAAUCUAUCUGGUUAAAUUAACAUAUAGUGUUGAUCAGCGUUUUUUUGUUUAUAAAAGCACAUAUAGUCGAACAAAUAAUGUUUUUGUCUCGUUUUGAAGCUUAAAAAUCUCGGCUGAAAGGAAUAUACAAUGUGAACCGUAAAACCCUCGGCAGCUGAUUGCAUUUUAAGGGGGGAAACUGAAAUUUAUUGGAGACAAUCGUGGACAAAAGUGUUGAUAAAAUCGAUCGACAUUUUAGGAAAAUACAAUCAAAUAACUUCAUUAGGUCUCCCCCCACUCCCCCACUCAAUGUUGCCAAGAUUUUCCUCUCAUUUUAAACGUAGUUCAACAACAUUGUGUUGGGGAAAGGGGGGGAGGGAUGUUUUAGACAACCUACAGGAAUUAAACUACAAUUUAAACUCUCACAGAGGCAAAUUAAAAUUUUAUUAACAAGUUAUGUCCGCGAUUGUGGAUAGAUGGCAGGGCUGUAGAUUAAAAUUUCUGUCAAAGGACCUAUAUAUAGUUGCAGUUUUUGCAACUGCUGCUAGGUAUUAAUAAGUCUCACACAGUACAAAAGAACUGAUGCCUUAUCUUGCCAUAUAUAGAUUGUUGAAAAAGUGUUUGACCCCAAAAAGGCGGAAAUAAACGACAUCGAAUUUAAAUCAGCAAGAUUGAAAGAUUUUAUCAAGAGUGGUUUCAGGUAAGCGAGAAAGUGGUUUCAGAAAACGUACUAUACAAAAAAUAAUGUUUUCACAUAAAGUGUAAAUUUCAAAGCGAAUAUGAAAGUUAGACAUUUAUACUUGCAUUCGUUCGAAAUCGCGAUCUUUCGGCUAUUUUAUGUACUUUAUUUUAUAAAAUUUGGAGUUAUUGCUGGCGAGCUGUGUCAAUUUAAGUAAGUGCAAUUGGAAAUUUAAAAACGUAAGAUAUGUUGAAUUCACAAUUUAUUUAAACGUUCCAAAAAAUAAGUUGGAAGUACACAUUUACUCAACGUGGCCUCCAUUUCUAAAUUCACACAAGUUCGUUCUUUGUCUCAUAUCCAAGACAAGUCUUCUUCCCGAGUUUCCUUUAUUUCGAUUUAAACUUUAUGGGGUGGUUCUUCCAUUCAAUGCAUGCAGCCGGUAUUUGUUGACAUUACGCCAAACGCUCGAUGAAGAUUACGUCCUGGAAAAGCUAUUUGAAAUUGUCUUAACACUGCAACAACUCUUUUUGUUUCGAAAUACUUUUCAACAAUGAAUGUUCUCUCCGGAAUUGUUAGCUUUGGCAUUAUGAAUGGUGAUUGUAAAGUUUUAAACAACGUUCUAAAUUUUAGCAAACUACCUUUAAUUAAGUCCCCAAGGGACUUCGAAGAUUAAUAUUUCGAAGCAUCUAAAAACGAGCGCUUGUACUAAAUUCUUUUUAUUGCGAUUAGCCUUCGUUCAAAAUUUUCAAGAAACCCUUCAUUCGAAAGAUGAAGAAACAAGCUUUAAAUUGAGCCCAAAACGAAACUAUGGUAGUUUAUUUUACGAUAGAAAUAAGGAUGUUUAGGACGACUCUGUUUUUUUUAUACACCCUAUAGACAUACGCCCAUAUGCAUGUAGGUAUUUCAUGCAACUUCGUGAGAUUUGUUUGAAAUCUUUAAGGUUUAUUAAGCUGCAGAAACUGUCAUGGAGACUUUAUCUCUUCAUUAUUUUUAGUCUAUUCAUGAAUGUAUCAAAGCCUCAUCCAAGUGAUCAUCCCGUUCUCUUCUUAUUUGUUGUCGGUGGAGUCACGUGUGCUGAAAUUCAACAAAUCAACGAGUAUAUUUCCUCACAGAAUAUUAAAACUCAGGUAAAGGAACUCACUGCAUGAUUUUACUCUGCUUCUGCACUCGAGCUUGGACACUAGUUUUGUCGAAAUGUUUGAACGUUUUAACGAAUUAUAAAUAUUGGCAGCCAUUGAUCAAAAUUAUUAUAACCCCUGCAUGCUAGAACCAUUUAUCGUGCUUUCACCCUGAAAAGACCAGAUGUUCAGAUAGUGCAUCAUACAAAUUUUGGUGUUUCGUGUUCCUGAACAAUAUAUUAUGAUAUUUGUUUUAUUUUUAUUUUUAUAGGUCAUCAUGGGUAGCACAAAUAUAUUAAACUCUCAAGAUAUUUUAAGUCGUAUAUUUUCUCAAAAUAAUGCUUUGUAUAUGCCUUAUAGUUAAUUUGUAAAUUAUAAAUAGGCCUAAGUGUAUCAUGUACAUUAUAAAUGGCAUAUAUUGAUGUAAAUAUUGAACCAUAAAUUAGUAAAGUUUAUCCGAAUAAUGAAAUGCUAUUAAUAGUAGUUUAUCAACACAUGACAUUCAUCAGGCCCGGCCAGAGGUUUCAGGUAUAUUGACCAUUUUGCUUUUGGUAUACAGUAUUUUAUGUUUAAAUAUGUUGAAAUAUGCAUGGGUAUAAACUAUUCUGUACAUUUACCUAUAUAUUGACUAUUUUGCUUUUGGUAUACAGUAUUUUAUGUUUAAAUAUGUUGAAAUAUGCAUGGGUAUAAACUAUUCUGUAUAUUUACCUAUAUAUUGACCAUUUUGCUUUUGGUAUACAGUAUUUUAUGUUCAAAUAUGUUGAAAUAUGCAUGGUGUUCUCGUCUGUUAGAACGGUCGUUAAAUAGUCUGUAUACAAGGCAGAUUCUCUUUAUAAUUGUCAAAUAACUCUUUAUUUUAUCCCGA